Molecule: messenger RNA, 309 nt
Organism: Candida dubliniensis CD36
Lineage: Eukaryota; Fungi; Ascomycota; Pichiomycetes; Serinales; Debaryomycetaceae
Gene: ATP17
Product: F1F0 ATP synthase subunit f
Exons: 2
Coding region: 1-309 (102 amino acids)
Biological process (GO): proton motive force-driven ATP synthesis
Source: RefSeq, a predicted model, not a curated record
AUGUCAUUCGUGAUUAGAAGACAAUUGUCCACUUUGAUUCCUCCCAAGAUUGCAUCAGCAAAGAACCUUGGAUCCAAUCCAAAUGCCAAAAGAAUGGCUGAAGUUGUCAAGUUCUACAACAAAUUACCACAAGGACCAGCUCCAGCUGCUAAGAAAUCAAACAACCCAUUUGCUAGAUACAGAGCUGCUUACUUUGAUGGCGAUAAUGCUUCUGGUAAACCAUUAGUCCACUUGGCUAUUGCCAUUGUUAUCUUUGGUUACUCUUUGGAAUACCAACACUUGAAACACGCUCAACAUGAAGGUCAUUAG